Spodoptera litura is the source of this 2169-nucleotide messenger RNA. RefSeq lists its product as uncharacterized. The record is from RefSeq and is a predicted model, not a curated record. Lineage: Eukaryota; Metazoa; Arthropoda; Insecta; Lepidoptera; Noctuidae.
AGCGCACGCUACGCUGCUACGCCGCUACGCACCGCGCGCUACGAUGGCCGGCACUUAGUCGCGCGGAGUGUAACUUCAGUUCUGUCGUAACUUUGUGGGAGUAAACAAGCGCCGCCCGGCGUGGCCUGUACUGCGUGUACUCGCACUACUCGCACUACUCGCUCUACUCGUGCUCUGUUCGUUGUUGGUCACUAGUGGUGCUGUCAGUGUCGCCGAUGGUCAAGAUGAAACGGAUUUGUCACCUGAUGUUCCGGCUGCUGUUCCUGCUAGACGGUGGCGUGUGGUCCCUCCGAAACCUCUCAAUCUCAGUUCCUCGCGCAGUCCUCUCUGGCGAGGGUCAGUCUGCCAUACUCCGGUGUUCCUAUGACCUCGAGGAUGCUGCCCUAUACUCCAUCAGGUGGUACCGAGCAGAGACGGAGUUCUAUAGAUACGUGCCACGGGAGAUGCCUCCCACCAUGGUGUUUCCACUCCCAGGAGCGUCUGUUGAUUUGACACAGUCAGAUCACCAGCAAGUCCGCAUCGUGAACCUGAACCGGCGACUGAGCGGGGACUACCAGUGCGAGGUCUCAGCAGACGCGCCUCUCUUCCACACAGACAUACGAUCAGCACCGCUCACUGUUGUUGAUCCGCCGUUCAGAGCCCCACAUCUGUCGAUCUCCCGAGGGAGCUACGCGCGCGGUGACAUCCUGCGCGCCAACUGCUCGGUGGACGAGGCCUACCCGGCACCCAACAUCACAUGGAUACUUGAUGAUCAUAAAAUAGCAGAAACAGUAUCAUGGAAGACAUCAGACCUCGACUUCAAGGAACGAGGAGCCUUCAGCAGACUGGAGAUCUCGAUCCUGGAGGCAGAGCAUUACAAGAUGGGUCUGACAUACACCAGCUCAAGUUUAGGCAGAUCCUAUCAAGACACCUACUAUGGAAGCUAUGAGAAACAGCCUGAGAAAGAAGACAAAGAAGUUUUAAGGUACACAUUGGUCCCUCCGCCCUCCGGUCAGUUCUCCCUGAGCUGCGUGGCCACCAUAUACGACAUCUAUGCGCGGAAGGGAGACCCCAUCCUCAUCAGAGAAGACGCUCCUCAUCCAGCCUCAGUCACUGGGGAGGAUUCUUCAGGUGCAGUGUCAUACAGCGUGGCGUUGACAUGGUGGUGCGCAUGCGCAGUGUUGGUGCUCACGUUAUGAUCGGCGCGUGCGACGCCGGCGCCCGCGCACAUUCUCAAUUAAACUCGCUAAUACAGCACUGCGCGCGGCUGUGAACGAGGAAUCGAAUAGAAACCCCCCUUUAGUGGUAAUUGUGUGAUAAUGUAUGAAUGAAUGUUUUUGAUACAGAAACUUCGUGGUGUAACGCCGUGACUUCGGGUUUCGUCAGUUCAUCGCAUAUUAAUACUGAACUUUCCACAAAAGCGAUAGGUAGGUUUACUAAAAGGACUGCGUUUGAGUAAGAUGAAAGUUUGAUAGAUUUCGUUUGCAAACUAAAGCGAUGUUUAAUUUUCGCUCAACAAUUAUUAAAUAAGUGAUUUGGUAUUACAAGUACUCUGUAAAAAAUAACAAAAAUACAACAGGCUAUAUGUUAUAGUAGAACCAGAAUUUAAUAAAAAAUCAUAAACAAUAUGAAUGUGCGAUGGACCGUACAAAACCUCCCAGUGUUAGAGGAUGGCAUGAUAGACUUAUGAUACACAUACGUACGGUAAGAAUAAUAAUUAUUAAUAUAUAAUGUACAAACGUGAGCUUAAUUAAACAGCCAUUGAUUAUUAUAAAUACGUAGGUCCCAUUUUUGUAUAAUAACUAUCGUGGGAAUUAUUAGACAAUAUGACUUACUUACGUAAUUGUUCGAGGAUUUAUGAGCUCCAGUUGUGGUUCGAAACUAGCCGAACAGUUAUAUAUAUAAGUUUUAUAGCCUAAUUAUGUAGAUAUGAUGUCUCCAUGACAAAUAAUACUCAUUUAAGAAUAAACAGUCCAUACAAUAACGAAUAUUACAGGUAAUAUUAUAAAUAUUACACAAAAUUUCCUCUCUCGCUCACUCACAUGUAUAAAGCCGUAAGAGUGAAAGGGACAAACCGCGCGCAGUGCAAACAUUACGUAAGGAAACUGAAUGUUGUGAUAGAAAGUUAAUAAAGCUAAAUAUUUGUACUAGUUACUAAGAGAUAUUGUAUAUUGUACUUAUUUCAUGUUG